AUGCAAAGAAUGAGCAGCGUCCAUAGUCAGUCAAGUGAUACAGUGAUCCAGCAGCAGAUGAACGCGGGCGAAGUACAAGCGCAAGGCUAUAGUGGGAAGACACCAGCAAUAAGAGAAGAGGAGGAAGAGAGUGGCGCGGAGACUGGUAGAGAAAAGAGAACAUAUGGUUUGAGGAAGAAGAAGAGCUUCCAAUCAUCGCCCAACUCAUCUUUGUCGUCGAAUAGUAAUGGGAAUAGCAACCGGUCUGUUUCUACGAUCACUUUUGAGAAGCAGAAAGUGAUACCACAUAGGGCGAGAACUCAGUCGGCACAGAGUGUACUGAGUAGCAUCUCGCUGAGAUCUCUUUUGCAUCAGAACAACGUGCAAAACCAACAAGCACAACAGCAGCAGCAGCAGCAGAACGGCGAACAGGAAGCGCAGCGUGUGAGCAGCUACACAAAUUUCAAUGAGCAGAUUCAGUCGCCUGCAAUGUCGUCGAUACGGAAGAAGGGUAUAUCUGCAAGUCAUACCGGUGGGACUGGGGGUUACAACGUGACGUCUGGGGCAUCCGCGACCGCAACGGGCAUAUUUCGAAGGAACAGCUCCGAGAAUGAGAUUGGAAUGCAGAUGCCCUUUACGGAUGACAACAGACCGAGGUUGGAUUCGGCAACGACGCGACAGCAAUUGCAGAGACAAAACUCUAAAAUUUCAUUCAAGAAGGAAAACGUGAACCCAAACGAGGUGGUAUCGGUGCAGCAAGAAUCAAGCAGUUACAAAGAUGAAGAUGCAGAUAUAGAUUCUCAAAAGAGACUAACUACACAGGCGUUGAGAAAACUUUCUACUUUGAAACAUAAUGUAAAGGAUAUGCUGAACACAGAUGCAGGUGACUGUGAAGAAGAGCAGGAUGAUCUGGCAUCGUGCGAGAGCUCAGCUGGCAAAGGGGAAGAUAACAGUGAGCAGGAUGAAGAUCAGGACGAGAGCCGAGAUGUUGGUGACGAAAGUUUCGUCAAUCAGGUGAAUUCAAUGACUCAUCUGAAAUUUGGCAAUAAGAACGUUGUACUAGAUUCUUCUUCCUUCGAUCCUAGCGAGUACUCUAGCAAAGCUUCUCAGAAUCACAUUGCUCGACCGCCUGUCAGCAACAGAAAGCAUUCAUUGGAUGUUAUACGGCAGCCAAAUGCGUCAAUACCGACAAACUCAACUAUUAACCAUAGCAAUAAGCGAUCCCUGAAGCAAAUCGGCAAUCCAAAGAAGCCUCUAUAUGUGCCUGCUGUUUUACGCGAUGUUUCUGAGACCAAUAUAACUAUCGAUGAUGUGGUAAGACCCGUGUCUCCACAACAUACCCUGGUAUCGCGGAAUCAAAACAUGACUUUAAGGAGCACUACAUCUGCUUCUUCGCAGGCUAGUGUCAUUUCAAACCACUCGUCGAUUCUCGAGGCAUGUAAAAGACGCUUGGGAUCUUUUUUCCUUGCUGGAGCAGAUCACUAUAACUCCGACUCCCAGCUUGGUCUCAAAUGGGAGCCGCCUGCUCCGCCAACUAGAGAACAUUGGUUACCUGACUCAAAGCGCAGCUCAUGCCACUACUGUCACAAACUGUUCACCUUUCUGGAAAGGAAACAUCAUUGUAGACAUUGUGGUGACAUUUUCUGUCAGCAGCAUUUAGCUCAUUGGUUGUACCUCAAUUCCAACGCUCAGUUCAUGAUAGGUGGUGGUGGGAUGGGAACGCUGUCCAAAAUCUGUGACAACUGCCUCGAGGAUUAUGAAAGCAUGAUAAAGAACCCUAACUGGAAGGACAAAAAAGACUCGAGGCAAAUUGAUGCUUUAACAAAUACAAGCUCGGUAGUUUCGCAAACCGGACAAUCGCGCAUUCCACAGGCUAUUAAUGUAGCAAGUAGCUCUGAAGUGGGCGAUAAUACCAAUGAUAAAGAUGAUGUUAUGGGAAGCGUUGUAGGUUCUGUUCCAGCCGACUGGAACUGGAGUAGUUUUUGA
Molecule: messenger RNA, 1965 nt
Organism: Torulaspora globosa
Lineage: Eukaryota; Fungi; Ascomycota; Saccharomycetes; Saccharomycetales; Saccharomycetaceae
Gene: PIB2
Product: Pib2p
Exons: 1
Coding region: 1-1965 (654 amino acids)
Biological process (GO): protein transport to vacuole involved in ubiquitin-dependent protein catabolic process via the multivesicular body sorting pathway; protein targeting to vacuole
Cellular component (GO): ESCRT-0 complex
Molecular function (GO): ubiquitin binding; metal ion binding; phosphatidylinositol-3-phosphate binding
Source: RefSeq, a predicted model, not a curated record